CUAACUGAAAAAUUUCAAACUAAAUGAUGAUAUUCAUAGACGAUAGGAUGAAAAGGGACGGGCUAUUCUCGAUGAGAACCACCAAUUUUAAGGCAAGAAUGUGCAUUAUUAUUUGUGUUGUCCACACAUAUUACACACACGCCUAUAAAAUUCAUCAGUAAUGAAUUCAUUGUUUUUGUUAUUGUUGAGAUAAUCGUCAUUAAAAAAAAAAAUAAAAAUAAAAACAUCGAAACGAUACACACAUAUUAUGCAUCUAUGAUUGUGAAAAAAAAUUACGUCCUUUCUCGUCUGAUCAAUGAUCUCCUAUCAUUCUCCACUUUUAAUGAAUAUUUUUUUUCAAAUCCAAAUCAAAUUCAUAUAUUGGUCAGCAUUACUAUCAAUAAUUAAUCAAUAUUGAUUAUCAUCAUCAUCGAUUUUUUUCAUUAAAUCAUUUUUGGUUUUAUAAAAUAUUUAAUGUUGUUUGUUCAAACUGGCUCGUCGUUCCAACAAUUCAUUACAACCAAAAAUGCCUCGUGAACGUAAGAGCGCCAAAAAUAAACAAUCGGCCAUUGCCGUUGAUCAUCAUUUGGAUGGCUCUGAACCACCGGUUGUAAAAGCUCCGAAAAAACGACGAGGAUCUGCAGCUAAUUCCGGUUCUGGUAUGAGAGGUAAUGCCAAUCAAAAUCAGAAUGGUGAUUCAAUGAUGGUUCCACCGCCACAACCACUUGGAUCUGGUUAUGGUGAUACACUAUAUGCAUCGAAUCCAUUUGAUGAUACACCACCAAUGUGUCCACCUAUUCCUCCCGGUGGUAAUGCACAUCCUGUUGGUAUGCCUCCACAAAUGGGUGGUCCAAUGUCACAGCAUGGUCCACCUAAUGCCGGUCCAAUGAUGAAUCCGAAUGGUCCAGGAGGAAUGAUGCCAGGAAAUGCUAGAAUGAUGGGUGGUGGUGGUGGUCCACGUGGAAUGUCACCAGGUAUGGGUCCAAAACCACCCGGAAUGAUGGGUGGUGGUCCACCACCACCUAUGCCUGGUGGUGGUCGAUCAUAUCCACCCGAACAAUCAAUGGUGUUCAAUGCAGCCAAUCCAAAUGCACCACCAAUCUAUCAAUGUGGUUUCUGUCGAAAAGAAAUUCAUGAUAAUGAUCAAGCCAUUUUAUGUGAAUCUGGUUGUAAUUUUUGGUAUCAUCGUAUCUGUGUAGGCAUAUCUGAACGUGCAUUCAUACUAUUAACACAAGAAGUUUAUGCAGAAUGGGUAUGUGAUAAUUGUAAUAACAGUAAAAAUAUUCCUCUCAUUAAAUUUAAAUCAUAAAGAAAAAAAAAAUGAUGAUUAUCAUUAUUAU
Molecule: messenger RNA, 1319 nt
Organism: Dermatophagoides farinae (American house dust mite)
Lineage: Eukaryota; Metazoa; Arthropoda; Arachnida; Sarcoptiformes; Pyroglyphidae
Source: RefSeq, a predicted model, not a curated record